Messenger RNA from Mastomys coucha (southern multimammate mouse), 1812 nucleotides. RefSeq names its product serpin family A member 7 (gene Serpina7). Gene Ontology annotation, biological process: negative regulation of endopeptidase activity. Bases 37 to 1317 code for a protein of 426 amino acids. Lineage: Eukaryota; Metazoa; Chordata; Mammalia; Rodentia; Muridae. The record is from RefSeq and is a predicted model, not a curated record. The transcript is spliced from 5 exons. Gene Ontology annotation, molecular function: serine-type endopeptidase inhibitor activity.
UGUUGCUGUCUGGGAGAUGCAAGUGGCUUCUUGGGCAUGUGCCAUCAUCUUCAUUCCAGAAUGUCAGUGUUCCUCUAUUUGUUUGUCUUGGUAUUUGGGCUUCAGGCUACAAUCCAUUGUGCACCACAUAACAGCUCUGAAGGCAAAGUAAGGACCUGUCAUUUGCCCCAACAAAAUGCCACUCUCUAUAAGAUGCCAUCUAUCAAUGCUGACUUUGCCUUCAGUCUCUAUCGAAGGCUCGCUGUGGAAAACCCAGAUUUGAACAUCUUCUUCUCUCCUGUGAGCAUAUCUGCUGCUUUAGCCAUGCUUUCUUUUGGAUCUGGCUCUAGCACCCAAAUGCAGAUUCUGGAGGUGUUGGGGUUUAACCUCACAGAUACUCCCGUGACAGAAUUACAACAGGGCUUCCAGCAUUUGAUCUGUUCAUUGAAUUUCCCAAAGAAUGAACUGGAAUUGCAGAUGGGAAAUGCAGUUUUCAUUGAGCAGCAGCUGAAACCGCUGACAAAGUUUUUGGAUGAUGUCAAGACCCUCUAUGAAACUGAAGUCUUUUCUACUGACUUCUCCAAUGUUUCUGCAGCCCAGCACGAGAUCAACAGUUAUGUGGAGAAGCAAACCAAAGGGAAAAUUGUAGGCUUAAUUCAAGACCUCAAACUGAAUAUUAUCAUGAUUCUGGUGAACUACAUUCAUUUUAAAGCCCAGUGGGCAAAUCCUUUCCAUGUAUCUAAAACAGAAGAGAGUUCCAACUUCUCAGUGGACAAGAGCACCACAGUACAAGUGCCCAUGAUGCACCAGCUAGAACAAUACUAUCACUAUGUGGAUCUGGAGCUGAAUUGUACAGUACUUCAAAUGGACUACAGUGAGAAUGCCCUGGCACUUUUUGUCCUUCCAAAGGAGGGACACAUGGCAUGGGUAGAAGCAGUCAUGUCAUCUAAAACACUGAAGAAGUGGAACCAUUUACUGCAGAAAGGAUGGGUUGAAUUGUUUGUUCCAAAGUUUUCCAUUUCUGCCACAUAUGACCUUGGAAGCACACUUCAGAAGAUGGGUAUGAGGGAUGCCUUUGCUGAAAGUGCUGACUUUCCUGGAAUCACAGAAGACAAUGGUCUAAAGCUUUCCUAUGCUUUUCACAAGGCUAUACUACACAUUGGUGAAGAGGGAACUAAAGAAGGAGCUUCUUCUGAAGCUGAGUCUCUGGAUCAGCAGGCAGUACCUUCUCUUUACCCUGUUAUCCGAUUGGAUAAAACAUUCUUACUGAUGAUUUUGGAGAAAAGGACCAGAAGUGUUCUCUUUUUAGGAAAAGUUGUUAACCCAACAAAACAGUAAUUGAGGAAGAGGCCAUUGAGCAUGUACAUAUUAUAAUAGGAACUAAAUAUAUAGAAUAUAGCUUAAUGUACUUGCUAUGGGCUUGAACUUUAUUUCUUUUGUGCAAGGGAUAAAAGUGGACCUUGUCAGAAGUACAUUGGCUGUGAAAGAGGCUAAUCCUGUGACCAAAUAUGCAGAUAGUCAAUGAGUGGUGGUUAUCCAAAACUAAAAAAACGAUCGAUGUUAGUAAAUCAUUGUAAAGCUGCUCAUCAGUUAGCUAAGUCUAGAAAUUUUCACUGGGAUUACAAAUGCCUUUGGAUGUAUCUUUUGGACAAUGGUUGCAAUAUAGGUCAAGUCAUUGUAUUAUAGUAUUCCAAUAGUAUGAUCAAUGAAUAUGCAAAUGAAGUAGCUUGUAUAUAUCACCUUCAUAAUAACCUCUGCUCUUUCCACCUGUUCUAAGUAAGUCUGUGAUUUUGGUUAAUGCUAGAUUUUUUUAAAAUAAAACCUCUCUUACUA